UACGUUCAUACUGCGCAUGUCGGUCAAGGUCGUCGCACUAACAAACAACACGUAGGCUAUGCUAUCAAGAAUGUUUCUGCUGAAUAAUAUAGGAAACGUCAACGUGAUAACAAUAUAUGAAAGGUGCAUCAGGUAAUUAUGGACAGUCAAAUUACAAGAGAUGGUCGUCUGAUGGACCUGAUUGAUGAAAAAUGGCGGGAAGAUCAGCUACCAGAGGAAGAUAUUGCUGUACCACAAAUGGAAUUACCAGAAAUUGAACAAUUAGAGAAUGGACCUACAACAGAAACUUUAAAAGAACAAGAACAAAAGUGGACAGAUCUAGGUCUGUCUUCACUACAUGACCAACCUCCUCCUAGUAGUACAUCUUAAUCUAGAAUGUUUACUAGAAACUUUAUAAUAUAACAUUAUGAUGCAUUCUGUGUAAACAAGUCUGUGAGGAAAAUAUGAUGGGGUUAUGAGAUGACAAGUUCUGUAUUCUAAAUAGUGCUUCAGUGAUAAAUGGAACCAGUUCCAUUGAUUAACAGCUGUUGAUGACAAUUUAGUUAAAAAUAUUGUGAUGUGAUUGUUUUUAAACAAUCAUUGUUUUUAAACCAUCAUACAUCUCACAUAACUUAUUUUAUCUCUCUUAUUAUGACUUUUUUUUACGUAUUUUGUCAUAAAAACUUAAUUUUCAAAAUGAGAUAAAUAAGGUGGAUCACGAUUUGUUUAAAAUUUUUACCAAAGGGGAAUAAAUCAAGACGUCUUUAUAGUGUUUGAAUUUAAGAGAGCUUUCCUGAUGGAUUAUUUUAUCAGUGAAUCUUUCUUAUAAAGUACAAGUACAUAUAUGUUUUCAUAAACAAAUGAAAGAAGACUAGUUUGUUAUACAUUUCUUAUUACAUUAAUCUGGUGUUAUACAUAAUAGCUAGCCAUUUACAUAGGAAUGUGAAUAUAUUGCAUCAAUACAUUUAUUA
This is a messenger RNA of Ruditapes philippinarum (Manila clam), 950 nucleotides long. RefSeq names its product anaphase-promoting complex subunit 13-like. Gene Ontology annotation, cellular component: anaphase-promoting complex. Lineage: Eukaryota; Metazoa; Mollusca; Bivalvia; Venerida; Veneridae. The transcript is spliced from 2 exons. The record is from RefSeq and is a predicted model, not a curated record. Bases 139 to 369 code for a protein of 76 amino acids. Gene Ontology annotation, biological process: protein K11-linked ubiquitination.